GGUUAUUUGGAAAAGGAAUGAUUUGCUGAGCAGAACAGCACAAGAUGACUUAUGAUUCCUGUUCUUCAUGGAAGCCUGUCUGGAUUCAUAUACUUUUUUUCUCCGUUGUCAAAAUUGAUGGAAGUACAGACAUGGAUUUAAGAGCUUUGAUGCUUUUGGAUGUUUAAUUCAGAUUUGGUAAAUGACAUGGAAUAAGAUACUGCCUGAACAAGCUGAAAUGCCUUGAAGACCUUUGGUUCUGCUUUCAUUCUUCCUGAAGCAAUGGUUUUCUCAGCAAUGUUGACACCAACUAAUUCUGGGACCUCAAAUGCUACUUUUAUUGUUUAUGAAAAUUCCUAUACGAAUUUUACCACUCCCCAGGUCUUACUUCGUAGUGGCACAACACAGCCACUGAGAUAUAGUUCAGGUGCUGUGCUCACCACUGAGAGAAGUACUUUCCUGGUACACACUACAGCUGUCCUGCCAUCACAAGAAGUUUUCAGGAGCUUGGGUUUGCCACUCCAGAUCAUACUUGCUGCUGCUAUGAUAUUUAUUGUGUUGGUUUCUUUCCUUGGAAACUUUGUUGUAUGCCUCAUGGUCUACCAGAAGGCAGCCAUGCGAUCUGCAAUUAACAUUCUCUUAGCAAGCCUGGCUUUUGCAGACAUGCUGCUGGCAGUGCUGAACAUGCCUUUUGCUCUGGUAACAAUCAUUACCACUCAUUGGAUUUUUGGGGAUAUCUUCUGCAGAGUCUCUGCCAUGUUUUUUUGGCUUUUUGUCAUAGAGGGGGUAGCAAUUCUUCUUAUCAUUAGCAUCGACCGAUUUCUUAUUAUAGUUCAGAGACAGGAUAAACUGACACCUUACCGCGCAAAGAUUCUCAUUGUGAUUUCCUGGGCAGCAUCCUUUGUUGUUGCUUUUCCAUUAUCAGUAGGGAAUCCUAAUCUGCAGAUACCCUCGAGAGCACCUCAGUGUGUUUUUGGCUACUCUACUAGCCCAGGCUACCAAGCAUAUGUGAUAAUUAUCUUGCUAAUCUUUUUUAUUCCAUUCCUGGUAAUGCUAUAUUCCUUUAUGGGCAUACUCAACACCGUCCGCCACAAUGCAGUUCGUAUCCAUAGCCACCCUGACAGCAUAUGCCUCAGCCAGGCCAGCAAACUUGGUCUCAUGAGCUUACAGAGACCUUUUCAGAUGAACAUUGAUAUGAGCUUUAAAACUCGUGCCUUCACCACCAUCUUGAUUUUGUUCCUUGUUUUCAUAGUGUGUUGGGCACCCUUCACCACUUACAGCCUUAUUGCCACAUUCAACAGCCACUUCUACUACAAGCACAACUUUUUUGAGAUAAGCACUUGGCUCCUCUGGCUCUGCUACCUCAAGUCUGCACUGAACCCACUGAUUUACUACUGGAGGAUUAAGAAGUUUCAUGAUGCAUGCUUAGACUUGAUGCCUAAAUACUUCAAGUUUUUGCCACAGCUACCUGGCCAUACAAGGCGGCGCAUUCGACCCAGUGCCAUCUAUGUGUGUGGAGAGCAUCGGUCAGUAGUGUAAAGCUGCUGUUGUAUGACAAUGAUUGUUACUGUUUGGGAUAACUUGUUUCCGGGCUUUUUGUUUUGUUUUGUUUCUAUAUGGCUUCUUCAUUGUGGCCAUAUCUUAUAACUUGAUAAAAUUUUCCAGUACUCUGUGCAAUUUUGAGAGGAAAGACAGAAGGAAGGUAAUUGGUUAUAGUUGGGUUUACUACCAGAAUACAAUGUAAAGAAAAUAACAAAUGUUACCUCUGGGAUUCCAUGGAAAUCCAUUCUUUUAAACAAAAAUUGCAUUUGUAACAUUUUGUCAGGCCUGUGCUUACGAGGCCUGCUGUUGCAUCUAAUUGUAGGGAUUUUUUAUGCUGCUAAGAUACAGUAUAUUUAGUUGGUGUAAUUUUUCUGAAAAAAUGUUGCUGCUGUCUGCCAAUAUAACGGAGCCAAAAAGUCUCAUUAGAUAACUUCUAUUUAAUUUUAACAAUAUUUCAGAAGUUUUGAUGUGAUGUUGUAGGACAGGUUUUUUUAAAAUAUUUCCAUUAAUGUUUUUGUGCACUUUAAAAAAAAAAAAGCUAUAGAUUUUUUCCAUUGGAAUAUUUUGUUCUGUACUGAAGGGGCGUUAUUGUUAUUAUUUGUUAUAUUGGUGAAUUUCAGUGAAAAUCCCAUGUAAGCUCUAGGAGGGCAAUUUAUGUUGUAGCUACAAUUACAAUCAUAGAUCUACUUUUUUUUUUUUCUAACAAUUGUUCAAAAGUAACAACUGCGCAGUUCUUGAGGGAGCUGGGAGGAAAAAACAGGAGACAGAGGGAGAGAAAGGAGUGGAAAUAUCAUAUCCUGAGGUCUAGGCUAAAAUGAGAUUUUGAAAAAAAGGAGUUCAUUUGAAAAUUGUCUGGGGGGAAAGAGGUAGGCUGUAGUUACUUUGGGUUGUUAGAAGCUACUCAAACCUAAUGAUACUCUUGAAAAGCUAUCAGGAGUUGACUUUGUGCUUACAGUUCACACUGUGUUGAAAUAGCACUGUUUCUGCGUGAAACUCACACAGGGCUAGGAAUGCUCCAUGCGGCUGAAAUCGUGUUGCCAGGUUAUGCAGAUAGAGUUUGGGAUAGCAGAAACCAUACCUGAGGCUAGGACCUAGUCUAUAAAGAAGGGAAGAAAGUCCUCAUUGCUUGUUUUUCAGUGUAAGUAUUGAACUGAAACCUAAUAAUAAUGAAUAACUGCUGGCCAGCAAAUUUUGCUAGUGCUAGAGUUAAAUUCCCAUAUUCCCAUUGAGGAUACUUUAUGCUGUUUUUUUUUUUCUUUUCCCCCUUUCCCUCCGUAGUGCCUGCUGCCUCAAGAGUUUACUGUAUUGUUCUCAUGCAUUAGGCAUCGGGUUCUCUCCCUGAAAUGCCAAACCGUGAUUCUGAUUAAUAUCAGGCUACCUUGGUACCUGCUUGGAAAGUAGGAAGACAGAUGUUUUCCUUGAUGAUAGCAGUCUAGGCUCACACUUUUUUUUUUUAAUCAACUAAAUAAAUAUUUAAUGAGAGGCAAGUAAAAUCAAGACUUAGAUUUGGCCUUUGAAGAGAGAUUUGCCAGUUGCUCUGAGUCUAGGAGUGGAUGCUUGAAGAUUUAAGGAGCAAAUAGCAAUUUUAUCUGUUGUUGCAUAAGUAUUGAACUAAUUGUAUGAACAAAAUGCCUUGUACAGUGUGGAUAUCCAGGGACUGCUUGCUUCCAGAGGCCAGCUAAACAUUUAUAGCACAGGUUUUGUUUUUCUUCAGUCAAGAACUAAUUUAACAAUGAUCUCCAUUCCCCUCAUUGACAAUUAUUGGCAAAACUGGUGGCAGUUUUUACAUUUUAGGAGAAUAAAAGGAAUCAUUCUGAAUUCUAGUGGUUUUUUUUGUUGUUUUUUUUACAUUAAAAAAAAAUCCUGCAAGUGGAGGUUGUGGAUUGUAAAGGAAUCCAGGUGAUGGUGAUGUUAUUGAUGUCUGCUUUCUAUUUUUUGUCAACUAACUAAUGGUACAGAUUUUUCCACUAAAAAUGAUAGUAAAGGAUUUCCCCUGCAGAACUGUAGAAGAAUGUUUUAUUAUGUCUGCAUUAUAGCUUUUAUUUCUCAGUUACAUUUACAUUGAUAGCAAAAGUUUAUGACCUGGGUUGUAUGGAUUUUCUGUUUCAGAGCUGCCAUCCCUGUUAUCUCUGUAAGCAGCAAAAUUGUGCUUAGAGCUAGUGUGAUACAGUGAGAGUAUACGCUAUCUAAGAUGGCAGGGACAAAUAUUUUUUGCUGUCUUCCAGAGCUUAUAAUGUGGGGCUUAAAUGAAUGUUGUAAAAUAUAGUAGUUCAAGAACGAAACAGGAUUGAGUAAUACAGGAAAGUUAGUGAAAGUACUUUCUUGAAGGAAAAGAAGAAAACAUUGUGGUGAGAUUUCAUAAUCUCUGAUAAGUGCUUGCUGUGAAUUAGAAAUUUCAAACAUCAAAGGAUGUUAAUUUGUUUGAAUGACCUGCUGUUUGUUUAUUCCUGCUAUACCAGGGUUUCUGCUCAAAGCUGGGUCUGCUGAUACUUGAAGAAAAGAAACCCUGAUAGUGUAGCCCAAAUUCAAAUAUGACUGAAGUGGUGAUGCAGUAUCCACACUUAGUAGACUUUAGAGAUGAUCAGAGCAUCCAAUAAACAGAAGGGUGUUCAAGAAAAGAAACAGCAUGGUAGAGAAGUAUCCCCAGGGUAAUUAUGUUUACAGAAUCAUUUGGCCUAUUGUGUCUAAUGGUCUUUAGAGCAGUGCCUUGACAAUUACAGCUAAAGUCCUAGGACCAACUUAAACACCACUUAAACUGCUCAGUCUUAUUGUUUGUGAUCUCGCCAAGAUAAAUUCAACUUUGUUGGUGUCUGUAAUGUUAAAACACAUAUGUGCUUGCAUGAUCAGGUCUGUUGAGGCAUUUUGGUGGACUUGAUCAAGAAGGAAUUUUAAAAACUGAAAUUGAAACUUCUUGAUUCUACUGGGAAAUUAUAGUCUUCUCCAAAAGUGAUGCUUAUUACUGAACUCUAUUCUUACAUUACAUUUUCAGAAAUAUUUGGUAUGGAGGAUUGAAAUGAAUGUAUUUUCAGUUAUGUUUCAGUUUAAUUAAUUCUGCCAAAGCAUGCUGCUUACAUGAGACUCAUUUGUUGAAAUCUGUUGCUAAAAUGAUUCUUUUGUACUCAGUUGUGUAUUUUUGGCAUUUGUUACUCAUGUAAGGAUAUGUAUAUAGAGAAGAAAAUUGUUUCGCCUCUUACUGCUUUCUGUUCUUUUCUUAUUUUGUAUACAGAAUGCUUUUAUCUUUUAAAUUUGGGCAUAUGCAUAGACAUCUGCAAGAUUUCAGUGGUCUUUCUGUAACCAGUUGAGACUUUUAAUUCUCAAACCAUUCUCAGUACCCUCCUUGAAAGAGAUUUUGAAUUAUUUUUAAGUGAAAAAUAAACAUUAAGAGCACAAGCUUGUUGCGGUUGGAAUGGUGAAGAAUUUCUUAGGUCCAGUUUUCUAGGAGCCACUACUUUGACAUUAUGAACUGGUUUGAUCUUUUUUUGAGUAGUCAUUUUCUGAUACGAAGAAAUCUUGAAUUACUGUUUGUAAUGAACCUGUUAAAUGGAAUGGUGUUGUCUUUUCUGUACAUACUACACCUGUGAACAUACCUGAAGGGAAAAAAAAAAAUAAAAAGGAAAAAACAAAUAUGAACUGUCAAAAAAAAAAUAAAAUGGCAAGAGUCAAUACAAUUGCUGUGAAUGUGUGCAUUCACAGGCUAAGUAAAAGUUGCCUUCAGUUUAAUGCCCAGUUUUCUAGAUUCAAACUCCUUAUUUUGUUUGUAAGUUAAAUCACAGUAUAAGCUUGCUUUUCUGAAUUUCAUUUUAAAACAAAAUGUUUUUUUUUGUGUGUGUGUAUAAAAAAAAAAAAGUUACAGAAUGUUCUCUUAUAAGAAAGUGGAAAUGUCAAUAUAUCCAAAAUAAUAGAAGUACUGUAGAGUAAAAGAGAAGCUGAAGAUGUAAGAAGAAAAUAACCUUCCAAAAGAUACUGACUGAACUGGGUGUGCUACCAUAUAGCUUGGAUGAAGUAAUAAAAAUUAUCUUAUUUUGCAAUAAAUGAAACAAACAGUGA
This is a messenger RNA of Meleagris gallopavo (turkey), 5568 nucleotides long. NCBI's taxonomy places the organism in Eukaryota, Metazoa, Chordata, Aves, Galliformes, Phasianidae. The record is from RefSeq and is a predicted model, not a curated record.